Polyodon spathula (Mississippi paddlefish) is the source of this 2491-nucleotide messenger RNA. Its product is annotated as LIM domain-binding protein 3-like. Gene Ontology annotation, cellular component: stress fiber; Z disc; adherens junction. The record is from RefSeq and is a predicted model, not a curated record. NCBI's taxonomy places the organism in Eukaryota, Metazoa, Chordata, Actinopteri, Acipenseriformes, Polyodontidae. The coding region runs from base 810 to 1820 and encodes 336 amino acids. Gene Ontology annotation, molecular function: muscle alpha-actinin binding; actin binding. Gene Ontology annotation, biological process: actin cytoskeleton organization; muscle structure development; heart development. The transcript is spliced from 8 exons.
AAUAAUAUUAAUAGUAAUGAUAAUAUUACUGUCCCUUUCAUUCACUUUUAAGUUCUGCAGUCAUUCUGACUACAAUAUUCAAAGGGAUCCAGCUGCUGAAACCCAGGUCUGGGUAACCUUACCUGAAUCCACACCUGGACAGCAACCAGCCAGCCAGCUCUUCAGACUGCAGUAGCAGGGAUUCUCACCUGAUUUUAUUACUUCUCUCAUCUCCUCGACUCACUCCUCUUUUUUUCAAGAGAGCUGCAAAGACAUCCUUCUGAAACCCUUCAAAAAAAUGAAGGAAAUAGCUAAAUACAGCAGGGCCAUGCCUCCACCCAAACAAACAACUAGAGCUGGUGUCCGAUGAUCAAGAAUAAUUAUUUGUUUUAAAAAACAUUUUAGGAUAUGUUAGCACAUGCUAAGGAUUCAUACAAUGAGGGUAGCUCAGUUUGCUUGUAAAAGCUUUUGUGCUAUGCCAUGUGUUUUAAUGAUGCAUACCAUAUCCUACUGUAUAUACAGUAAAAGCUAUAUUUUGAUUUCAAAAUGAAUAGAGACACUUGUCACUGCUGGCCUUGGCUGGCUCUCCUAAGAGCCCCCAGUACAUUUCAAACCCUUUCAGAAUUGGUCCCUGGUUGUUGAGACUGAAAGCAGCUGCCCUUCUCCUCCGUUUACCUGCCUGUCGCUCUGUCCUCCGCAGCGCUCCAGCCCCAGCCCCAGCAGGGGGCACGACAGCACAGCCCGAGGCUUCACCGGGGUCCAGGUACCUGUCGCUGGCAGCCACCUCCAUCUCCUCUGCUAUCACUGCGCAGGCUAGUGCCAGCUUCAGCAUGCAGUCCUCCUCCUCCUACAGCGUCCAGUCCAAAACCACCACGACCAGCUCCUUUCCCCAGCCCUCGGCGGUACAGCAGAGAGCAGUGCCAACCCCUGCCUCUCCUCCAAAGGUCGUCAGCACCAUCAAUAUUGUGCCCACUGCCUACCCCCCCGCCCCAGCCCCAGCUCCAGUAUAUACCCCUGCCCCAGCUCCAGUCCCAGCCGCUGCCCCUGCCCCGACGACUGCUGGUCGCCCCCCCUGGGUGACGGACAACUCCUUCGCUCAGAAGUUUGUUCCUGGGGCAAGCACCACUACCCUCACCAAACACAUCCAGCCUCUCCCCCAGGCUGCCCCGCUUCCUCCUGCCAUCAUUCCCAACUCCUCCCUCCCCCAUCACCCAGCCCCCAGCACCGCCCCCUUCUCCACCCCCUCCGUAGGCCGCGGGAUCUUGCAGAGGGCAGAGCGCUUCCCGGCAGGCAGUCGGACCCCGCUGUGUAGCUCCUGCAAUGGCAUCAUCAGGGGUCCCUUCAUGGUGGCGCUGGGGCGCUCCUGGCACCCGGAGGAGUUUAACUGCCACUACUGCCACACCUCCCUGGCGGACGCAUCCUUUGUGGAGGAGCAGAACAACGUGUACUGCGAGGGCUGCUACGGGCAGUUCUUCGCGCCCACCUGCGCCCGCUGCAGCACCAAGAUCAUGGGGGAAGUGAUGCAUGCACUGAGGCAGACCUGGCACACCACCUGCUUCGUGUGCGCUGCCUGCAACAAGCCCUUCGGAAACAGCCUCUUCCACAUGGAGGACGGAGAGCCCUACUGUGAAAAAGACUAUGUCGCUCUGUUCAGCACUAAGUGCCACGGCUGUGACUUCCCAGUGGAGGCAGGAGACAAGUUCAUCGAGGCCCUGGGACAGACCUGGCACGACUCCUGCUUCGUCUGUGCGGUGUGCAACGUGAAUCUGGAAGGAAAGCCAUUCUACUCCAAGAAGGACAAACCACUGUGUAAAAAGCACGCUCACGCCAUCAACGUGUAGAGAAAGAGAGAGGGAGAGCAAAGGAAGGAAAGGGCAAAAACACGGAUCAGAUCAGACUGCCCACCUUGAGAACUCUCUAGGAAUCCUCAAGGUCAACGAGGGCUUUACGAUUUCCCAGAAUUAACGAAAACUAAAAAUUUGAAGAAAAAAGGAGAAUCGCAAAAAAAUAUAUAAAAUAUAUUUUAAAAAUAUAUAAAAAUAUAUUUCAGGGUUUACAACCAGAAGUGACAAAAACAUGUAUUACUAUAAUAUAUUGACGGUUUUUAAAAGCAGUAUUAGCUUGUUGUUGUACCACUACUGUUUUAGGCUAGUUAGUUUGUUUGUUAUUUAGAUUACAAAUAAGGUAUUCCAAACUAUAAUUAUACAUAUAGUUUUAUAAUUAAUAAUAAUGGGGUAGUGCUUUGAAGUUUUCAGCUCUUUUUGACAUGUAUUGUAUGAAACAAAUAACUAUUAUAAUGUUGAAGGUUCAGCUGUAGUACAGAUCAAGAUCUAUCCAACCCCACAAAAGAUUCACCCAGUCCAGUGCAUCCAUUAUAUGGGCUUGCUCUGUACACACCUGACCUGUGACUGUUUGCCUCAUCCCAAAAACACAACAAGCCACAUUUUCAAAGCGUUUACUCAGGUCUUUAAUUCACUCCUGUUUUUUGAAAGAGGUAAAAACACCUGUUCAU